UAACAUAUAACAAAUAGUUUAUAACUUAUAACAUAUAACUUAUAACAAAUAGUUUAUAACUUAUAACAUAUAACAUAUAACUUUUAACAUAUAACACAUCACUUAUAACUUUUAACAUUUAACAUACACCAUUUAGCGUUUAACAAAUCGUUUAUAACAUAUAACAUGUAGCACAUCAUAUAACAGCUGAAUCUGAAACUCUAAGAAUGCCUUGAUAUCCGUAUCCUGUUAUUAAAUAUAUUCGGUAUAUUCGUAUAUAACGUGUCGUUAUCCUCAGCUUCACAUGUUCUACAUACACGUGACCUCAGUGACCAAUCAGCAGAGACCUCUUUGACAUGGAUUUGCUUCUUCUCUCCAGACACGCGACUAAAGCUCCGGAGCUCCAGCGGGCCGAGCCGCGCCGAGCGGCCGGGAAACAGCUCCAGAGAGCGGCGUGGAGGAAGAGGCUGGCAACGUGCAAGGGGCGGGGGGAGGGGCGGGCCGAGGCCGGGCUCCGGGAAAGCGAGGGAGAGGCGGAGCUUAUCGCCGAGCGUGCGUGUACGUUUGUGUGUGCGUGUGCCCCCCCGCCCCCCGCCUCCUCCCCCUCUCGGCUUCCCGCCCCUGAGUCUGGAGCAGCAGCGGAGCUCCAGCGCCUCUCCUCGCUCACAGUGCGGGAACACAGCAGCGGAGCAGCGGAGCAGCGGAGCGCCAUGGAGACGGAAGGGAGCCCGAGCAGCCUGCCGACCGGCACGGACAACUCCCCCCACGACCCCUGCAAGAUGUUCAUCGGGGGUCUGAGCUGGCAGACGACGCAAGAGGGCCUGAAGGAGUACUUCAGUAAGUUCGGCGAGGUGAAGGAGAGCAUGGUGAUGCGGGACCCGGUCACCAAGCGGUCCAGGGGGUUCGGCUUCGUGACGUAUGCGGACCAGGCCGGUGUGGAGCAGGUCCUGGCUCAGAACCGACACGAGCUGGACUCCAAAACGAUCGACCCCAAGGUGGCGUUCCCCCGCCGGGCUCAGCCCAAGCUCGUGACCCGGACCAAGAAGAUCUUCGUGGGCGGGCUGUCGGUCAACACCACCAUCGAAGACGUGAAGCAUUACUUCGACCAGUUUGGAAAGGUCGAUGAUGCCAUGCUGAUGUUUGACAAAACAACCAACAGACACAGAGGCUUCGGCUUUGUGACCUUUGAGAACGAGGACGUGGUGGAGAAAGUGUGUGAGAUCCACUUCCACGAGAUCAACAACAAGAUGGUGGAGUGCAAGAAGGCGCAGCCCAAGGAGGUGAUGACGCCGACCGGCUCCGCCCGAGGCCGCUCCAGAGUGAUGCCCUAUGGGAUGGACGCCUUCAUGCUGGGCAUCGGCAUGCUGGGCUACCCGGGGUUCCAGACCACGACCUACACCAGCCGCAGUUACUCUGGGAUCGCACCUGGCUACACGUACCAGUUCCCAGAGUUCCAUUUGGAGAGGACCCCCCUCAUGACGUCAUCGCACCCCGCUGAGCUGGCAGCCAUCCCCCUGACUGCGUAUGGACCAAUGGCAGCAGCCGCUGCAGCCGCAGUCGUUAGAGGCUCCACCCCUUCACGCACAGCUGGUUUCCUGGGCACCAGCAGCCCUGGACCAAUGGCUGAACUGUAUGCUGCAGCCAACCAGGACUCAGGAGUCAGCGGCUACAUCAGCGCCGCUAGCCCCUCCCCCGGCGCCGGGUUUGGUCACGGUCUAGGGAAAGUCUACCCCCUGCUGUAUCCGCAGGGCCAGCUGAUCGCCACCGCCUUCACCAACGGCUACCACUGAGGGGCGGGCUCUCUGCUGCUGGCCAGCCAAUCAGAAUGCUGGCUGCCUCUGAUGGCACAACCUGAUUGGCCGGCCACAGGCCGUACUGGCUCCCUGUGGCUCCGCCCACCGACUGUACUGAUCUCACUUCAACAUAACGUCCCUCGUGUAGUGUUAUGACUAGACUCCGCCCCCUUUUUAUCCAUUACUUUUAUUUUGAAGCUGAGAAGAAAACUGCAAAAAAAAGACAAAAAAAUGUCUGCGUGCCGUUGCCCUCAACAACGAGAACUAUUGUACCUUUUUUAAUUGUUAUUUUAUUUCAAUGUGUCAUCAUGAAAUCCAGAGAAGAAGAACGACAUGUUUUUAACGAAGAACAAAAUCCCACAAAGUCUCUUUAGCUCUGAAGCAACAUAAAUGUAUAUUUUGGUAGUCUUUAAAAACAAAACUUUUGUAAUAUUGUUAUUAAUAUUGACAUAAUAAUAAUAAUCUGUACGGUAUUUUAUUCUGUAAUUGGUUUUAAAGCAAUGUUUUUAUGUCUUCCUGUAAGAUAUUGUACAUAAACGUUGGGGGGGGGGGGCAGCUCGCAUGUCAUUGGUCGGUUUGGAGGGGUCAACAGCUGUUUGAUUGGCUGUCAUCUACUAUGAUGUCAUCUCUACUUUCAUCAGUAGGCUGACGGCGAAACCUUCCAGCAGCUCGUCUGCACAACAUGUACACAACAGCUACACAACAUGUACACAACAGCUACACAACAUGUACACAACAUGUUAGGGUUCUUCAGAUUAGGGUUCACGGGGUUCGACUUGACUUCCUCUUUGAAAAUAUUUUAUAUAUAUUUUUGGGCGAUUGGCUUAUUAUUGUUAUUGUUUAUUAUCCUUGUCUCCGGUUUUCUGCACCGUGGAAACAAAUGAAGGCCGUGUCGAGACGUCCUGUGUCCUCUGGGGUCACGUGACGGUCCUCUGGGGUCACGUGACGGUCCCGUGUCCUCUGGGGUCACGUGACGGUCCCGUGUCCUCUGGGGUCACGUGACGGUCCUCUGGGGUCACGUGACGGUCCCGUGUCCUCUGGGGUCACCUGACGGUCCUCUGGGGUCACGUGACGGCCCCGUGUCCUCUGAGGUCAUGUGACGGUCCUCUGGGGUCACCUGACGGUCCUCGGGUCACCUGACGGUCCCGUGUCCUCUGAGGUCAUGUGAUGGUCCUCUGAGGUCAUGUGACGGUCCUCUGAGGUCAGGUGACGGUCCUCUGAGGUCACGUGACGGUCCUCUGGGGUCAUGUGACGGUCCUCUGAGGUCAGGUGACGGUCCUCUGAGGUCACGUGACGGUCCCCUGAGGUCACGUGACGGUCCUCUGGGGUCACGUGACGGUCCUCUGGGGUCACAUGAUGGUCCCGUGUCCUCUGAGGUCACGUGACGGUCCUCUGGGGUCACGUGACGGUCCCGUGUCCUCUGAGGUCAUGUGACGGUUCUCUGAGGUCACGUGAUGGUGCCGUGUCCUCUGAGGUCACGUGAUGGUGCCGUGUCCUCUGAGGUCACGUGACGGUCCCGUGUCCUCUGGGGUCACGUGACGGUCCCGUGUCCUCUGGGGUCACGUGACGGUCCCGUGUCCUCUGAGGUCAUGUGACGGUCCUCUGGGGUCACCUGACGGUCCUCUGGGGUCACGUGACGGCCCCGUGUCCUCUGAGGUCAUGUGACGGUCCUCUGGGGUCACCUGACGGUCCUCUGGGGUCACCUGACGGUCCUCUGGGGUCACCUGACGGUCCCGUGUCCUCUGAGGUCAUGUGAUGGUCCUCUGAGGUCAUGUGAUGGUCCUCUGAGGUCAGGUGACGGUCCUCUGAGGUCAGGUGACGGUCCUCUGAGGUCACGUGACGGUCCUCUGGGGUCAUGUGACGGUCCUCUGAGGUCAGGUGACGGUCCUCUGAGGUCACGUGACGGUCCCCUGAGGUCACGUGACGGUCCUCUGGGGUCAUGUGACGGUCCUCUGGGGUCACGUGACGGUCCUCUGGGGUCACGUGACGGUCCUCUGGGGUCACGUGACGGUCCUCUGGGGUCACGUGACGGUCCCGUGUCCUCUGAGGUCAUGUGACGGUUCUCUGAGGUCACGUGAUGGUGCCGUGUCCUCUGAGGUCACGUGAUGGUGCCGUGUCCUCUGAGGUCACGUGACGGUCCCGUGUCCUCUGGGGUCACGUGACGGUCCCGUGUCCUCUGGGGUCACGUGACGGUCCUCUGGGGUCACGUGACGGUCCUCUGAGGUCAUGUGACGGUCCUCUGAGGUCACUUGACGGUCCUGUGUCCUCUGGGGUCACCUGAUGGUCCCGUGUCCUCUGAGGUCAUGUGACGGUCCUCUGAGGUCAGGUGACGGUCCUCUGAGGUCACGUGACGGUCCCCUGAGGUCACGUGACGGUCCUCUGGGGUCAUGUGACGGUCCUCUGGGGUCACGUGACGGUCCUCUGGGGUCACAUGACGGUCCCGUGUCCUCUGAGGUCACGUGACGGUCCUCUGGGGUCACGUGACGGUCCUCUGGGGUCACGUGAUGGUCCCGUGUCCUCUGAGGUCAUGUGACGGUUCUCUGAGGUCACGUGAUGGUGCCGUGUCCUCUGAGGUCACGUGAUGGUGCCGUGUCCUCUGAGGUCACGUGACGGUCCCGUGUCCUCUGGGGUCACGUGACGGUCCUCUGAGGUCAUGUGACGGUCCUCUGAGGUCACUUGACGGUCCUGUGUCCUCUGGGGUCACGUGACGGUCCCGUGUCCUCUGAGGUGACGGUCCUCUGGGGUCACCUGAUGGUCCCGUGUCCUCUGAGGUCAUGUGACGGUCCUCUGAGGUCAGGUGACGGUCCUCUGGGGUCACGUGACGGUCCCCUGAGGUCACGUGACGGUCCUCUGGGGUCAGGUGACGGUCCUCUGGGGUCACGUGACGGUCCCCUGAGGUCACGUGACGGUCCUCGGGUCACGUGACGGUCCCGUGUCCUCUGAGGUCAUGUGACGGUUCUCUGAGGUCACGUGAUGGUGCCGUGUCCUCUGAGGUCAUGUGACGGUUCUCUGAGGUCACGUGAUGGUGCCGUGUCCUCUGAGGUCACGUGAUCGCUCCAUCGAGCUCGUUGGCUCCUUUUCAUAUUUAGGUUUCAUACAUUUGUGCAGCUGCAUCCAACAUUGUCCUUGUUCCUGUGGGGGGGGGGCGGGGUCAGGACCUCAGUCCAGAGCUGCUGGCAGGAGGAGUCCAAACGUUUGCUUGCCUGUUUGAUACCUGAACCAGUCGCUCCUCCUCCCUCCUGCUCCUCUUUCUUCCUCCUCCUGGGACAUCAAACUACUGCUGGACACCAACACUGUAACUUCUUACUAAAGCAAUAAGUUAUUUUUUACUUAAUGAAAGUCGUUCUAUUGGAUAAUUCUGCGGCAUUAAGAAUUAUUUUCAGAAGAAAACAAAAACUAUUUUUGUUCCUUGUAUAUUUGAUGUCUUUGUUGUGGCGCCACCCGGUGGAACAUUUGGGCUUUACACUUUUUCCACUUGUUUUAUUUUUCUGAUAAUUUCAAUUUUAAAAUCCUAAUAAAUUAUUCUAAAGCGUU
Molecule: messenger RNA, 5306 nt
Organism: Pseudoliparis swirei
Lineage: Eukaryota; Metazoa; Chordata; Actinopteri; Perciformes; Liparidae
Product: RNA-binding protein Musashi homolog 1-like
Exons: 14
Coding region: 336-1769 (477 amino acids)
Cellular component (GO): cytoplasm
Molecular function (GO): RNA binding
Source: RefSeq, a predicted model, not a curated record